Messenger RNA from Calliphora vicina (urban bluebottle blowfly), 3001 nucleotides. It is a transcript of the gene sqd, whose product is annotated as RNA-binding protein squid. Lineage: Eukaryota; Metazoa; Arthropoda; Insecta; Diptera; Calliphoridae. Gene Ontology annotation, molecular function: RNA binding. The record is from RefSeq and is a predicted model, not a curated record. Bases 185 to 1192 code for a protein of 335 amino acids. The transcript is spliced from 8 exons. Gene Ontology annotation, cellular component: nucleoplasm; chromatin. Gene Ontology annotation, biological process: regulation of gene expression.
CUUCUGUCUUUUCCGGCCAUUACUACAGUCAUCAGCUUUACCGCUCGUGUCGUCGCAAAAACAGAAAAGUUUAAUAAUUAAAUUGUGUAGUUUUUUUUUAGAAUACACAAAAACAGUGAAAUUGAGUAUAUUAAAUUAUAAAAUAAAUUGAAAUUUAUUAAUAUAAAUAAAAAAUCCAAAUAUAAUGGCUGAUAACAAGAAUCAAGAUUGUGAAAUGAAUGGUGAAGAUUUCUCACAAGACGUCAGCGCUAAUGAAAAAGAAAAUGGUGGAACUGCCGGUAACACCAAUGGAAAUGCCAACGAUACAAAUGCACGCGACGAUGACAGAAAAUUAUUUGUUGGCGGUUUAAGCUGGGAAACCUCAGAAAAGGAAUUGCGUGAGCAUUUCAGCAAAUUUGGUGAAAUUGAAAGCAUCAAUGUUAAAACAGAUCCUCAAACUGGACGUUCUCGUGGCUUUGCAUUUAUUGUAUUCACACAAACUGAUGCUAUUGACAAAGUUAAUGAUGCUGGCGAACAUGUUAUCAACAACAAGAAAGUUGAUCCCAAAAAAGCUAAAGCUCGUCAUGGUAAAAUUUUCGUCGGUGGCUUGACCACCGAAAUCAGUGAUGAUGAAAUCAAAACCUAUUUCAGUCAAUUCGGAAACAUUGUCGAUGUUGAGAUGCCUUUCGAUAAGCAAAAGUCCCAACGUAAAGGUUUCUGUUUCAUUACCUUUGAUUCAGAACAAGUUGUAACUGAAUUGUUGAAGACACCCAAACAAAAAAUCUCCGGCAAGGAAGUCGAUGUUAAACGUGCCACCCCCAAACCUGAAAAUCAAAUGAUGAUGAUGCGCGGUGGUCGCGUUGGUGUACGUGGAGCUCGUGGCGGUUACGGACGUGGUGGUUAUUCUCAUCAAUGGUCUGGUCCUGGUGCAUAUCCCUAUAGUAGUUAUGGUUAUGAUGCCGGUUAUGGUGAUUACUACAGUGGUGGAUUUUUCAAUGGCUACGAUUAUGGCUACGACUAUGGCUAUGCUGGAGGUUAUGAUGGCUAUGGUGGUAGCGGUGGUGGUUACGGUAGUGGUGGAGGCGGUGGUGGUGGUAAUCGUGGUGCCGGUGGACCCAGAGGUGGUCCCAAAGGAGGUAGUUCUGGUGGUGGCGGUUAUCAAUCUGGCAAACAAAGAGGGACAGGACGCCAGCCAAGACAUCAACCUUACUAAAUAAAACUUCCUUACUUUAAACAAACAAAAAAUACAAACAAAAAAAAAACUAAAUAAUAUAAACAAGAAGAAAUUAAAAAGUAAUUUUUAAUACUAAAAAACACAAAAGAAAACAAAAACCAACCUAAGCAACCGAAAGUCUUUCUUAAUAAAUACAAGCAUUAUGCUAAUAAACAGCAUAAUUCAAUACAAAUUAUCAAUAACAUAAUUUAGUUUGUUGUGCGUUCUUUUUUUAUAUAUAAUUAUUAUUAUAAUUUAAUCAUAGUCAACAAUCAUCCAAAUCAACAUAUUUUUGUUUUAUAAAAAGCUGUCCCUCCACUCCUAUAUAAAAUCCCCCCUUUUCUUAUAUAUACACACACAUACACACAGGGAAAUCAUUGUAGUAAAAGGAUAUACAUAUUGUUUUAUUAUUAUAUUUAAUAACUGUAUCGUCACACUCUCGCCAAAUUCAGCAAUAUAUUUAAAAGUUUAAAAUAAAUAAAAAACAAACCAUUCCAAAUCCAUAAAACAUAUAAUACAUCAGCAUACUAUUCUUUUUUUCAUCUAAUUACACCACUUUCAAAACAAAACAGUUUUUUUCUCCACUUUACCUUAAUAAAUACAUUUAUGUAAUAUUUUUUUUGCUACUUUUUUUAGUUGUUAAAAUAACUAUAAUUUUAAAUUUAAAUAAACAAUAAAACAGUAAUUACCAAGAUUUUCUUAAUUUUUUUUUUGCUCAAAUUUUAAAUUCGAGUGUAUUAAACUCCUCCUCCCAAAAGAAAAAAUGCAACCCACCUCAUAUUGAAAACAAACCUGCUCUUCCUAUUUGCUACACUCUUUCACAAUAUUAAACAUAAUAAAUAUAAUAAAAUAUAUAAAUAAUCUUAAACUCCUUCAAAUAGUAGUGACUCAUUUAGUUUUGUUCCUUUUAGAAAGUCAAGGCCUGUUGUUUUGGAAGCGUUUUUAAACAAGAGUUAUAAAACAGUAAUGAAUUUAAUAAAGAACAUUAUGGAAAAAAUCUCGUUGUCUUUUAAGAGAACUAAUGAAUUUUUAAUAUGUAAAUAUGUCCAUACACCUACAUAUAUAAGAAGUUCAUUUUUGUCACACAGACCUUUCUCUAUAAGUUUGAUUUGAUUACAUUUAUUUCUUUUCUUCGGCAAUAUUACGUACUUUUUACAUUGUAGUAAAUACAUUAAUAUACUUUUUUUAUAUCUAUAAAUAUAUAUAAAUAUAAUUUAACAAAUAUAUAAAAAUAUAUAUAUUUUUCUUAAUUUUAAGUAUUUCUCAUAUUUUUUUUUUGUAAUUUACACAACAAAUCGUAUCAUCAUACACAACACAAAAGCAAAUAAAUCAUGCAAAAAUAAUAACAAAAUACAAAAAAAUUUAACAAAUUAUUAAAACAAAAUCAAGAAAAAACAGAAAUAAAUGUUUAUAUAAAAACACAAUGUUUGUUUAAAAUUUUAUUCUAAAAUAAAUCAUAAAUAUAGCAACUAAAACCACCAAAAAAAAAAUCAUAUAUAUAUUUUAAUAACUUUUCCUCUCACUCUCUACUAUUGACAAAGUAAAAACAAUAUUUUAAAAUCAGGCAUCCUAGUACGAGUUUAUUGAAAUAUUGCUUUUUUUAAUCUUCACCAUUCUACAAAUUCAAAAUCAAUAAAUAAAAAAUAAAAGAUGUUCCUUAUCAUCUCUUACAAAUAUUGGAACAAAUUAUACUUUCAUUUAAGUAUUUUUCUUAAUCUUAAGAAUGAAAAAUAUAUCCAAAAUUAUAUAUAUUUACGAAUGAAGAAACACAAAAGAACGGAAAUAUAUAUAUUAAUGUACAAAAUCAAA